GAAAAUCUCCCGAAAAGCUUAUUGCGAACAAACAUACUCCUUACCUAUGCACAUGUAUGUACAUUGUACAGUACGUAGCCUUGGCCUUCCUUCUAGUCCUACCAUGCAUUGCAUCUGUUGUACACGUAUACCUACAGAGACCUGCCUACCUGCCUUGCCUUAUUCCUAUGUACAAUGUGCCGAGACUCCACACAUCUUUCUUUCUUUCCUUUUCUUGCAGUUUUUCCUCCUGUAGGGAAUGUAGGUUAGCAGGCGCUUCGGGAAACACUUGGCAACAAAAAAGAUCAAUAUAGGGGUCCUUGACAAAGAAUCUCCGACCUCCCCGGCGUGUUAUUGUUGCCCGAAGCCUUUUGCUCGGCGAUCAAGUGUUCACCU
Messenger RNA from Lasiosphaeria miniovina, 375 nucleotides. RefSeq lists its product as uncharacterized. NCBI's taxonomy places the organism in Eukaryota, Fungi, Ascomycota, Sordariomycetes, Sordariales, Lasiosphaeriaceae. The record is from RefSeq and is a predicted model, not a curated record. The coding region runs from base 57 to 293 and encodes 78 amino acids. The transcript has a single exon.